AUGAAUAUCAAAGAACUUCGAGAAGGUGCUGGAUACAGCAACGUGCUUAUUUUUACCUAUAACGAAUUGAGGCUUGCGACGAAGCAGUUUCGGCCUGAUUUUAUACUUGGAGAAGGUGGAUUUGGUGUUGUGUAUAAAGGUGUUAUUGAUGAUAGUGUAAGAGCGGGUUAUAAAUCCACUGAAGUCGCUAUUAAGGAACUUAAUCGCGAAGGGUUUCAAGGCGAUAGGGAAUGGCUUGCUACAAGACAUGCCGAAAUGGAAGCUAUAGACCUGCUUCUAGAACAGAGGCAGAAAAACAGACUUUCGAUGACUGAAGUUGCUAAAAAAUUCUCAAACUGCAGUCUUUAUGUUACUUGUGAACCGUGCAGAAUGUGUGCACCUGCUUUAUCAAAUUUAGGUAUAAAGGAAGUGUUUUAUGGCUGUUCAAAUGAUAAAUUUGGAGGUUGUGGAUCAAUACUAUCAUUGCAUUUAAGUGAUGCCGUGUCACCUAAUAAAAGGGGUUUCAAAUGUGCUGGAGGUAUAAUGGCAAAAGAAGCUGUCCUUCUCUUUCGAACAUUCUACGAGCAAUUUUCUCCAAUUUUGUGA
Molecule: messenger RNA, 585 nt
Organism: Vicia villosa (hairy vetch)
Lineage: Eukaryota; Viridiplantae; Streptophyta; Magnoliopsida; Fabales; Fabaceae
Product: tRNA-specific adenosine deaminase TAD2-like
Exons: 4
Coding region: 1-585 (194 amino acids)
Biological process (GO): tRNA wobble adenosine to inosine editing
Molecular function (GO): tRNA-specific adenosine-34 deaminase activity; zinc ion binding; ATP binding
Source: RefSeq, a predicted model, not a curated record